Messenger RNA from Pseudonaja textilis, 3343 nucleotides. RefSeq names its product NFKB inhibitor epsilon (gene NFKBIE). Gene Ontology annotation, cellular component: cytosol. Lineage: Eukaryota; Metazoa; Chordata; Lepidosauria; Squamata; Elapidae. The record is from RefSeq and is a predicted model, not a curated record. Gene Ontology annotation, biological process: cellular response to tumor necrosis factor. Gene Ontology annotation, molecular function: NF-kappaB binding.
UCUUGGGGGAGAGAGAGGCCUCGCCGGCUUCCUGCGCUAGGGACCAUGUCGGAGAUUCGGAGCUACGGGGAGAAGAAAGAGAUGCUGCUGGAAGGCGGCGGCGCGUACCUGGAAGAAGGGCAGUGCGACUCGGGUAUCGAUUUUAGCCGUUCCCUGCAUGGUCAGCCUGGGGAAGCAGAGCCCCGGUCCCCGGCUGCCGGAAGGACCCCGCCAGAGAAACUCCCUGGAUCUGCCAGUCAAGGCAAAGAGGAACCGGCAGACGAGAGACUUGAUUCGAGUUACGGCUCUUCGUCUAUUGUGGAGUCCUUAACUGGGCUGCAAGGGGAGCCUAGUUCUGAGAAGGACGACGAGGAGGAGGAGGAGAGGCUCAGGCAGCAGUUGCUGGAGACCCUUGCUUUCCUAUCCGAAGACGGAGACACGUUACUGCACCUGGCAAUCAUCCACUGUAUGCCAUCUAUCGCAUUCUGCUGCAUUGCCCAAAUGCCCGUGGAGGUUCUGGAAUUCCAGAAUGAUUUGUUCCAAACUCCACUUCACUUGUCUGUGUAUUUGGAGCAAUUCGAAGUGGUGAAAGCAUUAAUUCUGAAAGGGGUGAACACUGCACUGCAGGACCGCAAUGGAAAUACUGCUCUGCACUUGGCCUGUGAACAGCAGAGUCUGGAAUGUGUUAAGCUGUUGCUGCCUCUGAAGAAACCAAUCUCUGAGAUGAAGACUAGAAAAACUCUACAAGAUCUGCAGCUCCAGAAUUGGCAAGGCUUAACAUGUCUUCACAUCAGCACCUUGAAAGGAAACCUUCAACUGAUGGCAUUGCUGGUGCAGAAUGGAGCUGACAUUAAUAUACAGGAUGGCACAAGUGGAAAAACACCCCUCCAUCUGGCAGUGGAAAAUCAUGAUGAGAUGGCUGUGAGGCACCUCCUGCGAUUGGGAGCCCAGGUGGAUUCGCAGAUGUACAAUGGCUGCACCCCACUACACCUGGCUGUGGGCAGGAACAAUGCUGCCAUUGCUGCAAUCCUCUGCCAUUCGGGAGCAGAUACCUUAUUGCGGAAUAUGGAAAAUGAGACAGCUCAAGAUCUGGCAGAUGGCAAUGAUGAUAUCCUUACACUUUUGCCUUUUGAUGACUUGAAGAUCUCCGGAAAGCCUGUGAUGUGCUCCAGCCGAACAUCCUAACAUCCAAAUGGGAAAGUUAACCUUGUGAGGGAUAUAACUUUGCUGCUUGAGGCUGACAGUGACCACAGCUGGCCACCAAUGAAUCAUUCUCUUUGUUGUAAUGUGAGCCUUGGGACAACCACAGCUACUUUUUUUUUUGAGACUAUAGAACCAGUGUAAGAAAGGAAAACUGCUUUGUAUGUUGACCUUAAAUGAGAAUGAAUGAGAAUGAGAAUGUGGAAAUGUUGCCUCUUUGAAAGGACACAGGUGUGAAUAGACUGAGCCAAUGCUUGCUUUCCCUGGUUUAUCUAAAUUUGGAGAAACUCCUUAAGAAUUGUGUUCCAGACUGCAUUUGAAUAGAUAUUUCAGAUUUCACACUUUUUUCUUUUCUUCUGUUGCCUAGACUAUGAUGAAACAUGUCAGGAGCUCUCUGUCUUUGUGUCAACCAAAAUAAUUUCUUUUGAAGGUGUUCUUUUCUGAGCAAAAUGCAAUUUUUCUACUCCUUAGCCCAAUCUGCUUUCUUCUCUAGCUAAUUCAGCCUCCACUGUUGCUCAGGCCCCUAGUUGCAGUGUCUAGACACCAGAUUGCCCCACGUCUCCCUUUAACUCUGAUUUUGCCUCCCAUGAAGGUGGGCCAGAGUUGUCAGGACCAGAAAGUUGUGUUGUUCCAGCUUCUGGGACUGAACAAAACAUGAAGACUAGGCUCAUGGGGACAAAUAGCCUUAAUCACUUUUGCCUUGGAAUAAUUGAUGUUCUCGGGGUGAGAGCAAAGGUCAGUUUCUGUUCUACUCAAUUUUAAAGGGAAGUGCCAACUUCUUAGAUUUUUACUUAGGUACCUUUAUGCCUUGCAACUUUGGGACUGAGUCUAUAGUUAAACUUAUUGAGUAAGAGGGGGGCUGCCACCCUUCCUUAGAGACUGAAAGUUCCCAUAUAUCUCCUCGUUUCUUUUGAACAUAAGCUACAAAAGAGAUGUUAAUUUGGCCAUAUUUUUCCAGUUUUAAUUGAUGGGAAAAGGAUUAUCAUAAAUCAGAAUUGUUUCCCACAUUCUUAAGCUUAGCAUUUAAUUGUGUUCAGUUUAUGACUGGAUAAGCUAGUAUCAAUCCAUGGAUGCUUAAGAUUUCUUCUGCAUUUUAGGUAUCACUAUCAUGAAAGGACUGCAGAACCACUGUGGAUUGGAAAGGAUUGGAAGUGACCUGUCAGAUCUAAGCAUUUGUUGGGAGACAGCACUGCCUUUGCUGAUUGUAGUCUCCAAUCUGAUAACACUUACUUUACUUAGAUUGUGCGUUUAGUGAGAAAAUCACUGGAGUCAUCAAAUCAAAGAGAUAGAGUUUCUCAUAUAUAAACUUUAAUCUGGAGCAGGGAAAUUCCCAGUUCCCUCCCUCCUACUGUUUGCUGCUUGGGAGUGGCUGUCAGUAACUGUGGCAAAUCCUAAAUGGCGCAAUGAACUGGGAUGUCCCAGGGAGAGGCUUUGGGUUUUCCUUUUUUCUCUGUUUUCCAGAGAAGAAACUACUUCCAAGAAGAAACGGCAGUUUUGCAAAAUAUUUUCUGUCAAAGUGGUCCUUGAUUUUUAUAUCUUUUUCUAACUUGAGAUCCUUGCUUCUUACUUUCUUUUCCAGUUGUUUUUUUUCUUUUUCCCUUUUGUUUUUCACUGCCAAAAUAAAGUUCUUAAAGUGAACGAAUAAAUAUCUUGCUUUUAUGUGUUGGUCUAGAAAAAAAAUGUUUCUUUUUCUUUUUGGCUUUUGUUUUUCACUGACAAAAUAAGGUUCUUAAAUGAAUAAAUCUCCUGCUUUUAUAUGUUGGUCUAGAUGCAUUUUCUUCAUGUAAUAUAUUCCUCACCUGGGAAAAAUCUUUCAGCUGGAAUUGCAAGGAAAAGUGCAAGUGAGAUUUAAACCACAGUGCAUGAAGAAAACCCCCUCCCCCAGCCCAUGAAUUUCAGGGUCAGUUGGACUGGUGAAAGGAAAAUAUGCAACAGAAAUAAACUGUUUUUCAAAUACGUUUCUGUAAGUUGCUUAGAUCUAAGAUGUGCUACCACCUUGUGGUUGAUUGUAAUACUAGCUUCCUCUUGUGCUUGUCUCCCAACCACAAGUUGCAAAAUUGUGCUAUAAAUGCACUUCAGUUGAAAUAUUCUGCUGUCUCAAUGGAUCCCUGCAGCUUUCUAUGAGUAGAACAAAAUUAGAAUGUUUGAGGAAAAUAAAAUCUAG